ACAAAAACAAAAAGAGAAGAUUGAGUUGCAACAGAAUGGAAAGACAGAGACAUGAGUGCGGCUUCCGUUUCCUCUGCUCUCGCGGCCUGCAUUAACCGUCAAACCCACCGCAGCAGGAAUGCCAAAUGCCUUUACAAUUUCAACCUGCACUCUCAUCUUCACCAACACUUCCCUUUUCUACUCAGAGUUACAAAUGAAAGUAGCAGAACUGAAGUAUCUGCUGAUCCUACCAUUGAGAGAUCAGAAAGUGAUACGAUAGUUGAUGGGAUGGACUUUGGUGAGCUUUGCAAUGAGUUUGAAUGCAUUAGUAGUCCCUUGGUGGAAUCAACAGCAAGACAACUUCUACGUGAUAUUCUAGAGCUCCGAGAAGGAAAUCGUGCGCUUGGAACAUAUGCAGUUUCUGUCAAAUACAAGGAUCCAGUUAGGAGUUUUACUGGUCGUAACAAGUACAAGAGACCACUUUGGAUAACUGGUGCUCUAGAAAACCCCUCUGUGACAGUGCAAGAAAUGGUGAUGCUUUCAACCAGCGUACUCAGUAUCAAAUGGACAAUUCAAGGGAAGCCUAAGUCUUUUGUUGCUAGCGUAGGCGGAGAUCUGAUAAUAAGAGUCAAUUCAGAAUUCACUUUGAACCAGAUUAGUGGGCAGGUGAUUGAGCAUCAAGAGUUCUGGGAUUUAUCCUCUUCAUCACUCUUUGCUCAGGCAUUUUUCUGGACAUCCCGUCGUCUCUUUGCUACAAUCGAAGCAGGGAAGGACUUCGCUGAUGGAGCGAGGGACUUGUCCACUCGUUUUUCUGCUAAGCAAGAGAACCUGGACGUUUAUCCUGACCCUUCUGGUGAUCCAACUAAGUUUUUUCAAAGGGACGACGGAUUUCAAAGAGAUGCAUACCAAAUUGCCUUGUUUCUGGCAGUCCUCUACUUUGUUGUACAGUUCCUGAGGACAACCCUGUAAAGCUCAUUCUCCUGCAAUCUUCAUUCGUCCUUGAACUUAUUAUUGCAAAUUUGUAAUUAUCAGUUUUGUAUAUUCUUAUACCAAUAGAUACUGCAUUAUAAAACAUGUUAUAAUAGCUUUUUAAUCAGACAUCUAGAAUAGGCUUCAAAUUGAGCUCAACUUUUCCUGUUACUUGUAGAUUUUAAAAUGACAUUGGUGUUUGUGAUUGAAGAAAGCAUGGCUAGAAAUCUUGUUUGGCAGUGGCAAUGCUUGAUUGCAAUAGAAAAAGUAUGGUUUAACUACUGAAGUAUGAAAAGUGUUGUAAAA
Molecule: messenger RNA, 1254 nt
Organism: Durio zibethinus
Lineage: Eukaryota; Viridiplantae; Streptophyta; Magnoliopsida; Malvales; Malvaceae
Product: transmembrane protein, putative (DUF2358)
Cellular component (GO): chloroplast
Source: RefSeq, a predicted model, not a curated record